Molecule: messenger RNA, 914 nt
Organism: Asparagus officinalis (garden asparagus)
Lineage: Eukaryota; Viridiplantae; Streptophyta; Magnoliopsida; Asparagales; Asparagaceae
Exons: 9
Coding region: 126-914 (262 amino acids)
Source: RefSeq, a predicted model, not a curated record
CCUCAAAAUACACUCUUUCUUCCUCUUUUGAUCUCUUUCGAAACCCUAAUCAAAACCCUCCACUGCUACCCCGACGAGGGUUCCUCGCCGGCCAUCAGAAUCCGAGAGCUCGUCACGUUAGGAGGAUGUCAGCGAAUCAAAAUCACUUGCCUUUCGAAGUCGGGCAAGAGGCUGAAUCAAAGAGCUUCAUGAAUGGCUAUCGCAGUGCUUGGUUCCGCUGUAAGAUAAAAGACAUACGUGGAAAGAAAGGAAAUAUUCAAUAUUUUUUAGAGUUCUUUGACUUCCCAGAUGAAAAAACUGUGAUGGAUGUUCUUCACAUAUAUUGCUUGUCCAGUUCCGCAGAUGAGAUAGGGAUAACAUGGACAAAAUUGUAUCAAAAGCCCCUACGAUAUUCUAAAUCACACGACGACAAUAAACUAGAGCUUAUGGUGCGCCCGACAUUCCCACCUUACUUUCGUGAAAGCGCACGUCCUGACUCAUAUCCAGCAGUUGAUGUCGUUGCUAUUGCUGAGGAUGACUGGGAAGUGGGGGAUUUGGUGGAUUGGUGGUCUGAUGGUUGUUUCUGGUCUGGCCGAGUUACCCAGAUAUUGGGAAAUGAUAGAGUUGAGAUAAAGUUGCCAGAUCCUCCAAUUGGUGAAGGAAAAGUUUAUGAAGCUUUUUGCAAGGACUUGCGGCCAUCCUUAAACUGGACUCCACAGCAUGGAUGGACAGUACCCAUAUCAAGGGAGUAUGGCAGUUCUCAGUAUUGCGCUCGUUUGGUUCAGCCACUUAAACAAGAUGAAGAAACUGAAGGAGAUGCUCUUGUGAGAAAUUCUACAGAAGGAAAUGAUAUAGCAGCACACUUGAAGUCAGAUGGCGUCGCUGAAGAAAAUUACUCUUGCAACCAUCCUUCUUCCUGCCUGAAAGAAAGAUGA